Molecule: messenger RNA, 1452 nt
Organism: Saprolegnia diclina VS20
Lineage: Eukaryota; Oomycota; Saprolegniomycetes; Saprolegniales; Saprolegniaceae
Product: serine/threonine protein kinase
Exons: 3
Coding region: 13-1410 (465 amino acids)
Biological process (GO): protein phosphorylation
Cellular component (GO): cytoplasm
Molecular function (GO): ATP binding; protein serine/threonine kinase activity
Source: RefSeq, a predicted model, not a curated record
CGGGCGGCGAGGAUGGCCGACGAUCGGAAGGCGUGGAGUGCGUCCAUGCUCACCUUUCGCGGGUACACGAGGCUCAUGAAAAUGCUCGGAGACGACGAGCACAAGCAUCUUGACAACGAGAGACUCGCGAAGCUCGAGUACGUGAGCGUGCGCCACUCGGGCCUCAACUGCGCCAACCCGACCGUGAUCGCCAUGCCCGCGAUCUGCUUGCCGUUCGACAGGCUUGGCGGCGCCAUCGCGCUCCGCGACUACAACGACGUGCAGGCCAUCAUCGGGCGAUGUCGUUGCGGCUACGUGUGCCAGGCCUACUACUUUCCGCGCGACAAGUACGGCAAUAGCAGGACGGCCAUUGCGCUCAAGGUCAUGGACAAGGAUCUCAUCGCGAUCGAGCGCGACGACACGGACAAUGAAGUCCGCAUCAUGGCCCAGCUGCAACCCCAUGGGAUGCAAACGCCACUCGCGAGCAAGCACGUCCUUCGCUGGGACCGCGCCAGGUGCGAGAAGAACGAUUACAUUGCGACCGAGUACGUCGCGAACGGGUCGCUCUCGUCUUUUAUGCGCCGCGCGUACGAAUCGCUGCUCAAGAAGUACGCGCAGAGUACGCUGUUGCCACUCGACGUGCGCCGCAGCGUCGCCCACGAGUUCUUAGCGACCGUCGCGCUCCCGCUCUAUGGCAGCAUCCUCCAAGGGCUCGUGUACUUGCACACGCAAGGCGUCUGCCACCUCGACAUUGAUCCGUACAACAUUGCGGUCGGGCGCGAGCAUGGACCCGAGCCGGCGUCGCCGUACCGGUACUUUGCCACGUACAUUGACUUUGGCUCGAGCCAAAUCCUCGACGGGCGACUGCUCGUCGGCGCAGGUCGCGAGAACCCAGCGAUCAAGGCCAAGAUCACGUACCGGUCGCCCGAGCUCAAAACGAACGCACAAGAACGGACGAGCUACAUCAACUUUGUCAAGAAGAACCGCGGCGCCAUGAGCCUCCAGGCGGAGCGCGAGAAGAUGCCGAAAGGCUUUGACGGCCGUGCGUCCGACCUCUACUCGGUCGGCGUCGUCGGCAUUGAGCUCCUCUUGUACGGCUACCAGCUGCCGGGCUUUCUCGGGUCCGCCUUUGUCUCGACGAGCAGCAACCCCAAGUGGCGUGACUUCUUCAUCGAUCACUUUGACAAGAGCGUGGUGUGUCCGACCCCGUGUCUCUUUUGCGACCACCACAUUACACUGCCCGAGUCAGCGGUGCAGAUCCUUCUGCGCCUCGUCGGCACCGACGUCAAGGCGCGCGGCUUCGCCGACCAAAUCGCACUGGCAUGGCUGGCCGCGCACGGCGACAAGACCGACACGACAGCGCCGUACUACGGCGUGGCCACGGCCAUGGACGACGUCGAUAUGGCAUCGCAUUCGGCGUCGUCGGCCUAAGCUUAUAUAUACUCUAGACUUGUCCAAGUCCGACAGAUGAUU